This is a messenger RNA of Mercenaria mercenaria, 1541 nucleotides long. RefSeq lists its product as uncharacterized. The transcript has 3 exons. NCBI's taxonomy places the organism in Eukaryota, Metazoa, Mollusca, Bivalvia, Venerida, Veneridae. The record is from RefSeq and is a predicted model, not a curated record. The coding region runs from base 1 to 564 and encodes 187 amino acids.
AUGGUUACACCAACAACCCACGGCAAUAAUAUACCAUGUAGCAUACCAGAUUCAGCUGUCGAAAUCCUUCUCGGGGAAAGCGUCUUGGGUUCUGGUUUAAAGGAAAGUGCUGUCUUGGUGGUAAAUAUCUCCAAUACUGGCAUGCAGCCAACACCAAACAGUGACUCGGACCUGUACAAAUUCGAUGUAUACGUUAUGAUGAUGCCAGAUGCAACAGAAGGUGAAACAUUUAGCUUGACUGUUGAUGUAAAUGACAUCGGUCCACAGACUGUUGAUUUUACCACAGGUCCACCUGCAAAUUACACAGAAGAUGCGGAUUACACUUUUACACUGGAGAGCGACUGUGUGUACAACGUGCAUCAUGCUGGCUCCACACUGGCUUUCAAAAUGAAAGUACAGACGGAGCGGUCAGUUACUGUAGGACCUAUGUCAAUAGAAGUACCGAUUCCUACAAAUGUCACGCAAUCUCAUUUGAAAUACAAGAGCGGUAAGGUGAUCUCGAAGGGCAAAAAUGUCGUCUGCUUGGCUUAUGGUAACCUGUCUGCGGAAUUGACAGAUUGGUGAGCAUUUUUCAAAUACCUGUUACAAAAAGCAGUAUUGUAAUUGCAUCUUAAAGUCAUGUAGUUGACAAUAUUCAUGAAUAAGAAUUGUUAGAAGGCUUUGUGUUUUGUGACUUUGAAAAAUCUUCUAAUACAUAAGGAAUAGAUCUAUAUACAGUCUUCAAAACUGGCGAAAUUAAAAAUGAAUUUAUUUAUUUAUUUAUUUGUUUAUUUAUAUUUUGGGGAUGGUGUUGGUUUUUGAAACAUUGAUUUUUUCGGAUAAUUUUCAGCUGAUGCUUAUUACUUUUUACGGGGAUAGUGUCUGGUAGGGUAAAACGUGAGCGGAAAUGGGAAGGACAAGGGGCGGGUUUCCGCAGACAUUUUGUUUGACAUAUCUUGCUAUUUCCAGAUUGCGGACGUAAAGGGCGGUCCAAGAUGGCGAUGGUGAACUUUUUAAUAAGUCUUCAAAAUGACAAUUUUUCCUCUUGAAUGCACAUCGAACACAAAACGCAGAAUAAACAAUAGCUUAAUAUUAAUAAUCAAUAUUAAUAAAAAAUCUUAUAUAUUACAAAAACAUUAAGAUAAAAGGUUUCGAUCGCGUGGAUUCAAAUGUUCACAUUUUCAAAUCUAAACGGUGGUUGAAAUUUUGAACAGCUCGCAAACUAGAGGAUCCAAGCUCUUUUACUAGAAGAAGAAGAGCUGUAACGGAAGAUAAUUAUGUAUCCCCCACUCCCAUUGUGAAGGGAGACAUAUUGCAUAUUGUUUUGCUGUGUUCAUCCGUCCGUCCGUCCGUCAGUCAGUCCGUCCGUCCAACUUCAUUUCCGAUCAAUAACUGGAGAACCAUCUGCCCUAGUAGAACCUUCAAUCUUUUCUAGUAGAUGAUCCCUAUUGUUUGUGGGGUCAUUCCAUUACAGGGGCCUGAACAUGAUAAACUGUUUCUGAUCAACAACGUAAAAACCACUUGAUUCAGAAAGUUGGAACUUCAUAGAAUGAUUGGACAUG